AUAGGCGGAGCUCCACCGAGCCAUACCCUAGUCCCUCGCCGGCGUUUUACUUCCACGCUGAUCGGAGAAAGGCUUCUCUCUCUCUCUCUCUUUCUCUCCAUUACAUGAGGAAGACGAGGCGUGGAUCGGCCGACGCCGACUGCAGCGGAGAUGAUCUCCGACAUUGCCAGAACAGAGUCCGCGAGCUCGAACUGGAAAAUGAAUCCUAUCAGAAGGAGAUUGAAGAGCUUAGGUAUAAGCUUGCAAAUUCUUCAUCCACUCCUACUGAUAGUUCCCAGAAGCUCAAAGAAGAGUAUCUUCAAAAGCUGACUGUCCUUGAAGACCAGGUUGCGGAUUUGAAGAAUAAGCUUGAAAUUAAGUCUCAAUUCUCCGUGCAAAGACCCAGAGGUGAUGAAGCAACAAAACAGUUGCAAUAUGAGAUUCAGAGUUUGAAGACUCAAAAGGUUCAACUGCAAUGUAAGCUGAAGAUGGAAUCUCUGCAGUUCCGGUUAUGUAAGGCUUCGCUUGAAAAAGAAGUUCUUCAGAUCAAGCGAGAGAGUAGGAGGAAUCAGUAUGAGUUGCGUAAGGUGUUAGAUUCUAACCAGAGACUGAAGAUGGUUUUGCAGCGAAAGACUGUAGAAGCGUCCAUGACUGCUAAACGUCUAAAAGAGCUGUUAGAAUCUCGAAAAGCUUUGUCAAGCAAGACAUCUGGUUCCAGAAAUGGUGCCAGAAAUGGGGAUAAUCCAAGAAUUCAGGGUUUAGAGCAUGAGCUUGAAGAGACAACGCGAUUGAGUGAAUGGUGUUCUGAAUACGAACGUCAAAUUGAAGUAAUGGCUGAGGAGAGUGCUAAGCUAAAGGAAGAAGUAGAGGUGCUGAAGGAAGAAAACUUAAGGUGCUUAUCACAGGAGAAAGAUGUUCGCUCUAUCGAGGAGGAUCCAGACAUACAUGAGCUGAAGGAGCAAGUACUUAGCUUAAACAGUUUGGUCAGGCAAUUAAAGCUACAAAAAGCUGAACUUGAUCAUGGCAAAAAGUCACAGGAUGAUUCAAGUCAUAUCUCUGUCAAUCUUUCAAGAAGUGAUCAGUCAGUGAAGGACACAAGCACAUCAGGAUCAAAACAUUUCAAACCAAGCAAUGUUUCAAGGAACAAGACCACAUCAAGCGUAUGCUGCUCAUGCGGUAAGAGGUCUUUGUGCAAAACGACAAAAUGCAGAUGUCGUCAAAUGGGUGGCAGCUGUGGGACAUCAUGUGGCUGUACAUCUGCCAAGUGCACCAACAGAGAAGCUUUCCAGAUACAGUUGAAUGACUCACCACAGUCCCAGGUUUCUGAAGCCAAAGCUGAUUCUUCAACAAUCGUUGGAGCAGUAAAGAGCACCACAUGUACUUCUCAAGGUGACAUGAUACUUGCAAUACUUGAACAGCCCAAUAUUGGGCAUAACAAGAAACCCUUAUCCGACAUCGGGAACAUACGGCUGCGAUCUACCAGAAAAGCGGAUUAACACUGGAAACGAUGAUUGUUUGUUGUUGAAUUGCGAUAUAAAAUUGAUUUGUUUAUUACACCAUUGAAUUGAAUUGAGAUCCAAGAAACGUAAUCCUCAUGUUAUAGUAGGAUUGGAUGAUAAAUGUUAUUAGUCCAAAC
Molecule: messenger RNA, 1615 nt
Organism: Morus notabilis
Lineage: Eukaryota; Viridiplantae; Streptophyta; Magnoliopsida; Rosales; Moraceae
Product: kinesin-like protein KIN-4C
Exons: 11
Coding region: 105-1475 (456 amino acids)
Biological process (GO): microtubule-based movement; mitotic spindle organization
Molecular function (GO): microtubule motor activity
Source: RefSeq, a predicted model, not a curated record